CUUUUUCCUUUCUAUGGUUCCUGACAACGCAGUAUUGGUCAAGCAAGGAGCCGAGGCUCGCGUCUUUUAUUUAUCUACUUUUCUUACACAACCCAACGGCUGUAUUGCCAAAGAGCGCUUUAAAAAAACAUACCGUCACCCUGAUCUCGACCAGUUUUUGACUUCAAGACGUGUUACUCAAGAAGCGCGUUGCUUACAUAAAUGCAAGACAGCAGGUAUGGAUACGCCUACUGUUUAUUUUGUUGAUGUACCUGCUGCAACAAUUUAUAUGGAGAAUAUUGUGGGUAUUACUGUCAAACAAAAAUUGCUCGAAAACCAAGAGAGUGACUAUAGAGAUGUAGAUACAGAUACUUUGGCUGAACGUAUUGGCGUAUCCCUAGCUAAAAUGCAUAGCAUUAAUAUUGUUCAUGGCGACUUAACUACUUCAAAUUUAAUGUUGAGAGAAAACAGUGAUUUAGUGGCUAUCAUUGAUUUUGGACUAAGCUCUACUUCUACAUUGAUUGAAGAUAAAGCAGUAGAUCUUUAUGUGCUUGAAAGAGCAUUUGCUAGUACACAUCCUCAAACAGAAGCCUUGUUCGAAAAGAUUCUUGAGCAUUAUUUCAAAAAUUCAAAACAAAGCAAGCAAAUUUAUACUAAAUUAGAAGACGUGAGAAUGAGAGGUCGUAAGAGAAGCAUGGUUGGAUAAAGAAAAACUUGCAUGAAUAAAAGUACUAUUUGAGUGUCGGUAGCUUUUGCGUUAAAAUGAUUAUCUGCUAAUACGAUACAGCCCAUCGUUUGAACAAUACUUGAUAUAUCAAAAAAAAAAGAAAAAAAAGCAUUGGUCAUAACUAUAUACAAU
Gilbertella persicaria is the source of this 838-nucleotide messenger RNA. RefSeq names its product TP53 regulating kinase. Gene Ontology annotation, molecular function: protein serine/threonine kinase activity; ATP binding. The record is from RefSeq and is a predicted model, not a curated record. Gene Ontology annotation, cellular component: EKC/KEOPS complex; nucleus; cytosol. Gene Ontology annotation, biological process: protein phosphorylation. The coding region runs from base 14 to 685 and encodes 223 amino acids. Lineage: Eukaryota; Fungi; Mucoromycota; Mucoromycetes; Mucorales; Choanephoraceae. The transcript is spliced from 6 exons.